This is a messenger RNA of Anastrepha obliqua, 2052 nucleotides long. RefSeq names its product transcription initiation factor TFIID subunit 6 (gene Taf6). Gene Ontology annotation, biological process: transcription initiation at RNA polymerase II promoter; RNA polymerase II preinitiation complex assembly. Lineage: Eukaryota; Metazoa; Arthropoda; Insecta; Diptera; Tephritidae. The transcript has 6 exons. Gene Ontology annotation, cellular component: transcription factor TFIID complex; SAGA complex; SLIK (SAGA-like) complex. Gene Ontology annotation, molecular function: transcription coactivator activity; RNA polymerase II general transcription initiation factor activity; protein heterodimerization activity. The record is from RefSeq and is a predicted model, not a curated record. The coding region runs from base 111 to 1943 and encodes 610 amino acids.
UGUUUUCCACACAAUUCGUGGUAUAAAAUUCGUAAAAGUAAACUACUGCUGCGUUUAAUACUUAGACAAUUCAACGCUAUAUUUCACUAAAAAUUAUAUUUACAUAAAGCAUGAGUAUAAACACAGGACGCGUUGGUGGUGACAUGCUCUAUGGCACCACACUCUCUGCCGAAUCGAUGAAAGUGAUAGCUGAAAGCAUUGGCGUUGGCUCAUUACCGGAUGACGCUGCUAAGGAACUGGCGGAGGAUGUAAGCUUUAAAAUUAAGCGAAUUGUGCAGGAUGCCGCCAAAUUUAUGCAUCAUUCUAAACGGGAACGUUUGAUGUUGAGCGACAUUGAUCAAUCGCUCAAGGUGCGCAACAUUGAACCACAAUACGGAUUUACGGCAAACGACUUCAUACCAUUUCGUUUUGCAUCGGGAGGUGGACGUGAACUACAUUUCAUAGAAGAAAAGGAAAUGGAUUUGAAUGAAAUUGUGCAAAGUGCUGCGCCAAAAGUUCCGUUAGAUAUAACAUUACGAUCUCAUUGGUUAGUGGUGGAUGGGAUCCAACCUACAAUACCAGAGAAUCCGCCUCCACUGUCUAAGGACUCACAAGCUCUGGAAUCGGUAAACCCUGUGGUUAAGUUGGAGCAAGGUGUGACGAAAGAUGCAGCAGGCAAGCCAGCCACGGGUAAAAUACAUAAGCUGCGAAAUGUGGAGACGGUGCAUGUAAAACAAUUGGCAACACACGAGUUGUCAGUGGAACAACAACUUUACUACAAAGAGAUAACCGAAGCGUGUGUUGGUUCAGACGAACCCCGUCGAGGAGAAGCACUUCAAUCGUUAGCGUCAGAUCCUGGUCUGCAUGAGAUGCUGCCGCGUAUGUGCACUUUCAUUGCUGAAGGUGUGAAAGUAAAUGUAGUGCAAAAUAACCUGGCGCUUCUCAUCUACCUGAUGCGUAUGGUGCGCGCGCUGCUGGAUAAUCCGUCAUUGUAUUUAGAAAAAUAUUUACAUGAGCUGAUACCAUCAGUGACCACUUGCAUUGUAUCUAAGCAGCUGUGCAUGCGUCCAGAAUUAGACAAUCACUGGGCGCUGCGUGAUUUCGCUUCUCGCCUAAUGUCGAUGAUAUGCAAGAAUUUUAAUACGUCUACUAAUAAUCUGCAAACUCGUGUGACGCGCAUCUUCAGCAAAGCAUUGCAAAAUGACAAGACACAUUUAUCUUCACUGUACGGCGCUAUUGCUGGACUAACGGAAAUGGGUGCCGAAGUGGUCAAGGUAUUCAUUAUACCACGACUGAAAUUCAUAUCGGAACGCAUUGAACCUCUGCUUUUGGGAAAUCAAAUGCAAAGUAACACUGAUAAGACAGCAGCGGGGCACAUACGUGCAAUGCUGCAAAAGUGUUGCCCGCCAGUGCUUAGACAGAUACGUCGUACGCCAGAUAUUACCGAUGAGUAUAGACAUGAUUACGGUUUCAUGGGUCCGGCCCUUUGUCAGGCAGUCAUUAAGGCACGCAAUGCACCACCAUCGACUACCACACCCACACCAAGUAGCAUUUCAAAUGCGCCUAUUACAUCGGCGGCCGCCACAGCUUCGACGGUGGGGCGACCACAAGUGACGCAAAUCAAUAGUCCUGUUGUAACAGCUAUGCCACAGUUGCGUGCCAUACAGCACCCAAUUCAACCAACGCAAAAGUUUGUCAUUGUUUCGCAGACGACCGCACAACAGGCACAACAACAGCAGCACCCACAGCAACAACAAGUGCCCAUUAUACACCAACGACCGACAACACCGCAGUCGAUUUUGUUGACCACACAGCUAAAUGGAAGUGGCAGUAGUGGUGGUAGUGCGACCAAUUCUCUUUUGAACCGGAGUGAUAGAGCAUCGGUAGAUUCGAAUUCAAUUAUUAUUGAGACCGAAGAAAUACGUGCGCCACCGGAGUUGGAUGAUCUAUCACAUUUGGAAUAAGACAAAAUAUUCUAAGAAAAAUAUGUUCAGUUAGUAAGUAGUAUUUUAAGUUUUAAGUAUAUCGAAGAAAGAAUAAACAUUCUCUUAAUAAUGUGAGCGAACCAAAUAA